This is a messenger RNA of Musa acuminata AAA Group (dessert banana), 951 nucleotides long. RefSeq lists its product as uncharacterized. Bases 1 to 951 code for a protein of 316 amino acids. The record is from RefSeq and is a predicted model, not a curated record. NCBI's taxonomy places the organism in Eukaryota, Viridiplantae, Streptophyta, Magnoliopsida, Zingiberales, Musaceae. The transcript has a single exon.
AUGGCGCUAUACGGGACUUCCGACGCCUUGAUGUGUAGGACGUUCCCAACGACCCUACGGGGGCCGGUCCGCGCGUGGUACAGCAGCCUGAAACCCGGGACCGUCGCCUCCUUCGACCAACUUACCAAAGACUUCGAGCUUAACUUCUUGGCUUACGCUCGGCCAAAGCCGUCCAUGGCGUUGCUCCUCGGGCUCAACCAGAGGGAGGACGAGCCCCUCUCCCAUUUUGUGAACCAUUUUACAACCCAAAUUCGGGGACUAUCGAACGCUCACCCCUCUCUGUUGAUGCAGGCGUUCAUGACAGGCCUGCGGCCUUCCAGGUUCUUUUGGUCUCUCAUGGAGCGGCCCCCCGCCGCGGCCCCCGAGAUGCUUCAGCGCGCUAGCCAGUUCAUCGCCGCGGAGACAUGGAUGGCUGGGAAGCGGGAGGACCACAAAAAGGUCAAGUCGGAGCCGCCCCGACAGCAGCAACCCGUCGCGUCCCGGCGUAAGCUGGACAAAUCCGACCCAAGGCCUCCCCUCCCCGCCUCGAAUUCGUCCCGAACAGAAAUAUUUCUCCAUGAGAAGGGGAAGGGGCUACUCAAGGAUCCUCACACGAUGAAGAACCCGCGAGAGCUCGCGAACCGUUCAAAAUAUUUCCGCUUCCAUCGGCAGCAUGGACAUGACACUGAACAGUGCCGUGAAUUAAAAGGGCAAAUUGAGGAGCUCAUUCACAAAGGGCAUCUCGGCCAGUACCUCCGGCCGGACAGACAGCUAUCACCACGCUCGGAAGGCCCCAUCGAGCGACACAUCGACGUGAUAGCUGGCGGUCCCGCAUCAGGGGGGGCUCCAUGUCGGGAAGAAAGGCAUACGCCCGAGCCGCCUCGGACGAAGCCCCCGGACACGGGCCCGAGCCCGAGAUUACAUUCCCGACCGGAGUAUCCGAGCAACCCGAGCACGACGACGCUCUCGUGA